UCUCAAAUUUCUUCACUCUCCAAUUCAUUUCAUUAUCCCAACUAAUUCCUUAUUCUUUCUUCUUCUUUGCAACCUUUCAUCAUUCUUUCGACAAUGGCCGCCCUCCAGAAGAUUGAUUCGGUUGAGAGCUUGUGCCACAGCCGUAGUGAUCCACUCAACUGGGGUUUAGCGGCAGAGUCUCUCAAGGGAAGUCAUCUUGAUGAGGUGAAGCGUAUGGUGGAGGAGUAUCGGAGGCCCGUGGUGAAGCUUGGAGGGGAGACGCUCACUAUUUCCCAAGUGGCUGCCAUUGCUACUCGGGACUCUAAUGUCUUAGUGGAGCUGGCCGAGUCCGCGAGAGCGCGGGUCAAAGCUAGUAGUGAUUGGGUGAUGGAGAGUAUGAACAAAGGGACGGAUAGUUAUGGUGUUACUACUGGAUUUGGUGCGACAUCCCAUAGGAGAACUAAACAAGGUGGAGCUCUCCAGAAGGAGCUUAUUCGAUUCUUGAAUGCUGGGAUCUUUGGAAGUGGGGCUGAGUCGAGCCAUACUUUGCCUCACUCGGCGACGAGGGCGGCAAUGUUGGUGAGAAUUAAUACUCUCCUUCAAGGCUACUCGGGUAUUAGAUUUGAGAUUUUGGAAGCCAUAACCAAGCUUCUCAAUAACAAUAUCACUCCAUGCUUGCCACUUCGAGGAACGAUUACUGCUUCUGGAGAUCUUGUUCCUCUUUCUUACAUCGCAGGAUUGCUCACUGGCCGACCAAACUCCAAAGCAAUUGGACCAAAUGGAGAAAGUCUUGAUGCAAAGGAGGCUUUCAAACAAGCUGGUAUUCCUACUAGCUUCUUUGAAUUGCAACCUAAGGAAGGUCUCGCUCUUGUCAAUGGUACUGCGGUUGGUUCUGGAUUGGCUUCUAUUGUUCUCUUUGAGGCAAAUAUUUUAGCUGUUUUGUCAGAAAUUUUGUCUGCCAUUUUUGCUGAGGUUAUGCAAGGUAAGCCUGAAUUUACUGAUCACUUGACCCAUAAGUUGAAGCACCAUCCUGGACAAAUUGAGGCUGCUGCAAUUAUGGAACACAUUUUAGAUGGAAGCUCUUACAUGAAAGCUGCCAAGAAAUUGCAUGAAAUUGAUCCUCUCCAGAAGCCAAAACAAGAUCGUUAUGCUCUUAGAACUUCUCCUCAAUGGCUUGGUCCAUUGAUUGAAGUUAUUCGGUUCUCAACGAAGUCUAUUGAGCGAGAGAUUAAUUCGGUCAAUGACAACCCUUUGAUUGAUGUUUCAAGGAACAAGGCUUUGCAUGGAGGAAACUUCCAAGGAACUCCAAUUGGAGUUUCCAUGGAUAAUACUCGUUUGGCUAUCGCUUCAAUUGGAAAGCUUAUAUUUGCUCAAUUUUCAGAACUUGUCAACGAUUUCUACAACAAUGGCUUACCUUCAAAUCUCUCGGCAAGUAGAAACCCAAGUUUGGAUUAUGGAUUCAAAGGUGCUGAAAUCGCCAUGGCUUCUUAUUGCUCUGAGCUUCAAUAUCUUGCAAACCCAGUAACUAGUCAUGUCCAAAGUGCUGAACAACAUAAUCAAGAUGUCAACUCUCUUGGUUUAAUCUCAUCGAGGAAAACAGCUGAGGCGAUUGACAUUUUGAAGCUCAUGUCUUCCACAUUUUUGGUUGCUCUUUGCCAAGCAAUUGACUUGAGGCACUUGGAAGAGAACUUGAAGAACACAGUAAAAAAUACAGUGAGCCAAGUGGCAAAAAAGAUCCUCACCACGACCUCUAAUGGUGCACUCCAUCCUUCAAGAUUUUGCGAGAAAGAUUUACUUAAAGUAGUUGACAGGGAAUACACUUUUGCUUAUAUUGAUGACCCAUGCAGUGCUACUUACCCAUUGAUGCAAAAACUGAGACAAGUUCUUGUCGAGCAUGCUUUAAGUAAUGGCGAAGAUGAAAAAGAUGCAAUCACUUCAAUCUUUCAAAAGAUUGGAGCUUUUGAAGAGGAAUUGAAGGCCAUUUUGCCCAAGGAAGUGGAACGUGUGAGGUUGUCGUAUGAAAAUGGAGAUGCAACAAUUGAGAAUCAGAUUAAAGAAUGCAGAUCUUAUCCAUUAUACAGGUUCGUGAGAGAAGAGCUGGGAACUAAAUUGCUAACUGGGGAGAAGGUUAUAUCUCCCGGAGAAGAGUGCGAAAAGGUUUUUGCGGUAUUGUGUCAAGGAAAGAUGAUUGAUCCAAUUUUGGAAUGCUUGAAGGAGUGGAACGGUGCCCCAAUUCCCAUCUGUUGAUGGCUACAGGUCCAAGUGGGAAUUGAAUCAAUCAAACAUGAGGUCCAACAUAAAAAUUAAAAACUAAUGUUGUAUUUGUUAAUGUCAACUUUUCUUCAUUUCAUUUUGUAUCAAUCAAAAGCAAGUAAAAAGAAUUACUUGAAAAUUUUCAAUUAAAUGUAUUUUGACCCAAUUUAUAAAUUAGUGAAA
Molecule: messenger RNA, 2415 nt
Organism: Momordica charantia (bitter melon)
Lineage: Eukaryota; Viridiplantae; Streptophyta; Magnoliopsida; Cucurbitales; Cucurbitaceae
Product: phenylalanine ammonia-lyase-like
Biological process (GO): L-phenylalanine catabolic process
Cellular component (GO): cytoplasm
Molecular function (GO): ammonia-lyase activity
Source: RefSeq, a predicted model, not a curated record